Molecule: messenger RNA, 1401 nt
Organism: Suillus fuscotomentosus
Lineage: Eukaryota; Fungi; Basidiomycota; Agaricomycetes; Boletales; Suillaceae
Exons: 7
Coding region: 1-1401 (466 amino acids)
Source: RefSeq, a predicted model, not a curated record
AUGUUAAGAUUGGAAGGACGUGGAGACUUCAUAUCUCAAGCCACUUGCCAUGGAACUUAUGGCUGCUCUUUGCCAGCUGAAUUUCGUUGUGAGGAUUGUUUUGGCACCGAGCUAUACUGUCAGUCAUGCACCAUGGAGAGGCACCAUGAGCAUCCAUUGCACAGGAUUAAGUGCUGCUACAACCCAGCUGCUUGCCAGGAUUUCGUCAUACUCCACGUGAAUGGCAUUCAUGAAGUCAAUUUAGACUUCUGCGGGUGCGAGACCACUCAAAGUCCCACCACCCAGCUGCUUCACAUUCGAUGGUUCCCUGCAACAGUCCUAGAGCCGAAAACCACAGCAACAUUCAAGCUUCUUCGACAUUUUCACAUUCUCUCAUUUGAAUCUAAGACCUUAACGCGUCUUACUCACAAUAGAGGUGUGGUCAUUGUGAAAGAUCAUUAUGACGCUCUACUUCGAAUGAUACGGGAAUGGCGAAACAUUACUUUGCUCAAACACUUUGGAUGGGGACAUGAUCCUGCAGGUACUGGAGCAACAGAGCAAGGCUCAUGUGCUGUCUUGUGUCUGGCUUGUCCUCAGCCUGGUAAGAAUCUUCCUGAGAACUGGGAGAGUGCCCCGUCAGAAACUCGCUGGUUAUAUGCCUUGUUUCUCGCGAUUGAUGCCAACUUCCGUCUGGCAUGCAAGAAUGUUUCUUCAGAUCAAAUGGACCCUGGGCUCAACUGUGGCUGGGCAUACUUCGUGAAGGAACAACAAUACAAGACAUUUCUUACUGAUGUCGGGAGAUGUCCGCAGGAGAAAAGCACAUGCGCAAGCCAUAAUGCAGUCAACUUAGCGGAAACGAAAAACUCUCAGGGCCUGGCAGCCACUGGAGCAGGAACCGUUGACUGCUCGCGACACAAUUUCAAACGGCCCUGUGGUGUCGGUGACUUGCAAAAAGGCAAAAAGUACGUGAACAUGGAUUAUCUCUUCUUUUCGACCAUGCAACACACGGGGGAUAUUGCGGUCCUGAACAUAUCUUAUGACAUCACUUGUCAAUGGAGUAUGAAUUUGUGGCAGCGCAUGCAUCGAUACCCAUCUACGAUACAUCUCUGCCACCACGAUAACAAGACCAUCACAUUUCUUGUGCCAAAAUUCCAUCUUCCUGCGCACAUUGAAAUUUGCCAGAUUACUUACUCUCACAACCUCCUCAAAGGCAUGGGGCGGACAGAUGGAGAGGCACCUGAUCAUGGCUGGGCCAACAUCAAUCCAGUUGCUACGAGCACUCGCGAGAUGGGCCCAGGAUCACGCCGCGAUACUCUGGACAACCAUCAUCAGAAAAUCGGCGAGGGGAUGGUUUUCCUAGUUGUAUUUGGUAAUAUCAGAUCAGAAAUUCACGAGAUUACAUGCAAAAACAAAGGUAGAUAA